Molecule: messenger RNA, 2668 nt
Organism: Geodia barretti
Lineage: Eukaryota; Metazoa; Porifera; Demospongiae; Tetractinellida; Geodiidae
Source: the annotation of a GenBank genome assembly
CUAGAGGGCACCCCGGUGUUUGUCCAUGCUGGACCGUUUGCCAACAUAGCUCACGGUAACUCCUCCAUCCUUGCCGACAUGCUGGCCCUGAAACUGGUGGGGAGGGACGGCUUCGUUGUGACCGAGGCAGGUUUCGGAGCCGACAUUGGGAUGGAGAAAUUCUUCAACAUUAAGUGCCGCUACAGUGGGCUGGUUCCGAGCUGUGCAGUUCUGGUAGCUACAGUCAGAGCCCUCAAGAUGCACGGUGGAGGACCCACUGUCGUGUCGGGAAGACCUCUGGACCCAGUGUACUGCCAGGAGAACCUCUCUCUUCUGGAGACUGGCUUUGCCAACCUCCAGAAACACAUCUAGAGAACACCCGUCUGUUUGGCGUACCAGUUGUCGUGGCUAUCAAUAGAUUUGUGACUGAUUCAGAGAGUGAAUUGGAGCUGGUGCAGAAAUUGAGCAGAGAGGCUGGGGCAUUUGAUGCUGUCAUCUGCAGUCACUGGGCCCACGGAGGUGCAGGUGCUGUAGCUCUAGCUAAGGCCGUCAAAAGGGCCGUCAAGAGCCCGUCAAACUUCACCUUUCUCUAUCCCCUCACCCUGUCAUUGGAGGAGAAAAUUAGGACAAUCGCCCGACAGAUUUACGGUGCCGACGACGUCACGCUAUCUGAGGAGGCACGGAUAAAAAUAGAACGCUAUGAAAAGUACGGGUUCGGCAGUCUCCCCAUUUGUAUGGCAAAGACGCACCUCUCGCUGUCUCACGACCCGCAAUUGAAGGGGCGUCCCUCGGGAUUCGUUGUGCCGAUCCGCGACGCCCGAGCAAGUGUGGGCGCUGGAUUUAUCUACCCUCUAGUGGGAGCUAUGUCGACCAUGCCUGGUUUGCCCACCCGACCGUGUUUCUAUGACAUAGACAUUGACCCAGAGACAGAAGAGAUAACUGGCCUCUUUUAGGCGAAAUAUUUUUGCUAUAUAGAAAUAGUGGAGGUGUGUGUAGUCUAGUAGUGGAUGCGCGUGCGUGCGUGACGGCGGAGCGGGAAAUUUCAGCACCGGCUAUAUAGGCUGAAAAGAAAGCGUGUUGUGGAGUUGAACGGUGCGUGCGCCUUAUAUCCUGCAUCAUGUACAGAAGAAAUGUCAAGGUAGCGGCGCUCGGUGCGCUAGUAUCGUCCUCUUUGGUGCUGAUGUACUUAGUUUGGAGUCGUUACGUUCUUCCCGACGUCGAACCCGUGAGAAAGACGGACUAUGCCGAGGAGGACGGGAAAACUGCGAUGUUUGGGGAAAGCAGAGCUCUCGUGAGCGGCAAGAACAAGGAUGUAGUAGCCGUCGAAAAGAGUGGGGGCCGUAUCUAUAGUGGUGGGUGUGCCGGAGUCGACACUCGAAAGAUUGUCACUUGGAAGCGUGGGCUGGUGACAGAGCUGCAGCCGAGCAUCGUCAAGAACUGCGAAAAGUUGAAGCUGAGCGUGCCGCAGGAGCAGGCCAGCGUCCGUCUGGCCCUCAAGUCGUGGAAACCGCGAGAGACGGACGGAGAGUUUCGGCAGAGAAUGACCCAGUGCCCACAGGUGUGGAGCGAGUUCUCGGAGCACAGCUUCUACAAUUCCGAAGAGGAAGUAAACUUUCCGAUCGCCUACGUUCUCGUCUUCCAUAACAACAGCCGGCAGAUAAUCCGCCUGCUAAAGGUCCUGUGGAGACCACAGAACGUAUUCUGCUUGCACCCGGACGCCAAACAAGGUCCAGAGUUUGUGUCCUUCUUCAGAUCCUUCGCAUCUUGUUUCGAUAACGUGUUCAUCUCCUCGAAACUGGAGCGGAUCAUAUACGCACACCACACCAUAAUGGACGCGCAGCUAAACUGCAUGGAAGACCUUCUAGCUCUGAAGGAGUCUAGAUGGAGGUACACCAUCGCACUCUGUGGUACUGAAUUACCUCUGAAAACAAAUAGGGAGAUAGUUGCAGGGCUGAAGCGGCUCAAAGGUGGUUCGGGGAUAACUACGCAUGCACUGAACGACAAUGCAAAGAGUAGGUUCGACAAGAAGAUUGAAAUCGGUCCAAAUGACGAAAUUCAAUUUACCACUGCACGUCUCGGCCCCCCACCGCACGGGAUCGAGCUGAGAAAGAGCUGGGAUUUCUUUGCACUCACGAGACCUUUCAUCAACUUCAUCCUCACCGAUCAGCGGGCGAUUGAUUUCCGCGAGUACUGCAGAGGAGUUUUCAUCCCCGAGGAGCACUUUUUUGCCUCUCUCUUCUGGAUGAAAGAUGCCCCGGACGGCGAAAACAGGAGAGACAAAACGGGGAUCAUACCUCUCGUCGAGGACAUGGUGUGGGUGCAGGGAGACCCGAAAAGAGCCCCGGCGUGCGCAGGGAGCAUCGUCCACCAGAUUUGUAUACUUAGCUCCGGAGAUCUGGGGACCGUCUACAAGAAGGGGGUGCUGAGUCACACAAAUAGAUUCUUCUACAACAAGUAUUUCAUGCACCUCGAUCACGUGGUAAUGGACUGCAUGGAGGAGAGAUUGGUUCAGCAGAACAAGAUUGAGUAUUUCAAGGAUUGCUUAUUAUAACAUUUUGUACAUUUUGUUAGGUCUCCCACUGUCCAUCAGGUUACAUUAAAUACAGUAGAAUCUUCUCAUACAGAUUGUGUCCUAUAAUUAAUUAUAUCGAAACAAGAGUGUCCACCAUAAUUAUAUAUUUACUGGCAA